Rotaria sp. Silwood2 is the source of this 225-nucleotide messenger RNA. Lineage: Eukaryota; Metazoa; Rotifera; Eurotatoria; Philodinida; Philodinidae. The record is from the annotation of a GenBank genome assembly.
AUGGGAUGUUGUGUGAAAUUUAGCGCAUAUUUGCGAUGUCGCUGUCCUCAAGAUGGAAUCGUUCUCAAUGGUUCCUUCAGUAAUUCAGCUGGCGGUGGAAUUUUGGGUUUUCUCGGUGGUGGAAUGACUCCAGGUGCAAAAGUAGCAUAUUUCAGCACCAAUGAUAAGCCCAGUGCACAGCUUGCGAUUGCCACAGCAAUGAACAAUGCGGGUAAACGACAUUAA